AUGAGCGGCCUGGAGCUCAGCGAGUUGCCGGACUCUGCGGAGGAGCUUGCCCCGUACGUGAGGGCCCUCCGCCGGGCAGCGCUGCAGGAGCUGCCCGGGGACCAGGCACUGUCUCACCGGUUCCUGCUCAAGUUCCUCCGGGCCAGAGACUUCGACGUGGACUCAUCUCUGAAGUUGCUGCUGAACUACCAGACCUGGAGAAGGUCCAGUCCAGAGCUCAGUUCGUGUCUGUCUCCGCUCUCGGUCCUGGGGCUCCUCAGAGCCUCGUACCAUGCUGUACUUCCCCUCCGAGACCACAGGGGCAGCAGAGUGCUGCUGUACAGGAUCGGUCAGUGGAAUCCCAAAGACUGGUCGGCCUUGCAGGUGUUCAGGCUGAGCCUCAUGACCUCGGAGGUCAUCGCCAUGGAGACGCAGACCCAGAGGCGGGGCAUCAAGGUCAUCUACGACCUGCAGGGCUGGUGCUUAGGCCACGCCCUCCAGGUCACACCCUCCCUGGCCCGAAAGAUCUCCUCCGUGCUCUCGGCCUCGUUCCCUCUGAAGGUCCGGGGGGUCCACCUCCUCAGCAUGCCUCUGCUCUUCAGACCGAUCCUGGACUUCCUCAGACCCUUUCUGCCCGAAAAGAUCCGCCAACGGAUCCACGUUCACGGCUCAGACUUCUGCCACUCUCUCCGGGACUUCUUCUCUGCUCCUGUUUUGCCGCCGGAGUACGGAGGGGAGGGGCUUAGCGUGGAGGAGGCGUGUCAGGCCUGGACCAAUCAGCUGCUGCGGUCUCCGUACAUAACUGUGUGUGUGAAGACAGAAGACCAGUCCUUUGAGCCUAAAGAGGAAGAGGAGGAGAGAGGAGAGGAAGAGGAAGAGGAGGAGGAGGAGAGAGGAGAGGAAGAGGAGGAGGAGGAGGAGAGAGGAGAGGAAGAGGAAGAGGAGGAGGAGGAGAGAGGAGAGGAGGAGAGAGGAGAGGAAGAGGAAGAGGAGGAGAGAGGAGAGGAAGAGGAGGAGGAGGAGAGAGGAGAGGAAGAGGAGGAGGAGGAGAGAGGAGAGGAAGAGGAGGAGAGAGGAGAGGAAGAGGAGGAGGAGAAGGAGGAGAGAGGAGAGGAAGAGGAAGAGGAGGAGGAGGAGGAGAGAGGAGAGGAAGAGGAGGAGGAGGAGAGAGGAGAGGAAGAGGAGGAGGAGGAGGAGAGAGGAGAGAACCUGAGCUCAGAGGCAGAGGGAGGGCACUCUUCAGGCCCAGACUCUGAUGAAGACUACAAAGCUCCUCACAGAUCAGAUGAAGACCAGAACCUGCAGCUCCAGACCUCUGCACCUGGUGUGUCCUCCACCUCUGCCUCAGAGACCAGGGCCGCUGUGGACCUGAAAGACGGGUCCGGAACAGCCGAAGGGUCCGAGGGGAAGACGUCCAGAGUCCAUGGUCUGAGGCUGGAGACUAGUCCUCAGGUCCAGGGUCUGAGGCUGGAGACUAGUCCUCAGGUCCAGGGUCUGAGGCUGGAGACUAGUCCUCAGGUCCAGGGUCUGAGGCUGGAGACUAGUCCUCAGGUCCAGAGUCCAGGGUCUGAGGCUGGAGACUAG
Messenger RNA from Knipowitschia caucasica, 1563 nucleotides. Lineage: Eukaryota; Metazoa; Chordata; Actinopteri; Gobiiformes; Gobiidae. The record is from the annotation of a GenBank genome assembly.